Molecule: messenger RNA, 1590 nt
Organism: Neltuma alba
Lineage: Eukaryota; Viridiplantae; Streptophyta; Magnoliopsida; Fabales; Fabaceae
Product: UDP-glucuronic acid decarboxylase 6
Exons: 14
Coding region: 221-1279 (352 amino acids)
Biological process (GO): D-xylose metabolic process
Cellular component (GO): cytoplasm
Molecular function (GO): UDP-glucuronate decarboxylase activity; NAD+ binding
Source: RefSeq, a predicted model, not a curated record
UACAUGGAUGCUGAUUGUCCUUCCUUACCCAUCCUUACUGCUCUCUGAAAUCUGCCUCUCACUUGAAGUCCCGUACCACCCCCACCCCCUUACGAAUACCCUGUAUUGUCUUUGUGUACAUUUCCUUUGCCCAGUUGUCAGGACUGAGCUGUGGUUUAGGAUUCUGGUUUGGUUUCUGUGUAAGUUUAGCAAUCAGGAUUAAAUUUCAGAAGCUUUGAGAAUGGCAACAAAUUCUUCUAAUGGAGAGCACCGACCGGAAACAACGACAACACUGAAAACAAAGCCACCUCCUUUGCCUUCUCCCUUGCGCUUUUCCAAGUUCUUUCAGCCCAACAUGAGAAUUCUGGUUACUGGAGGAGCUGGAUUCAUUGGCUCUCACUUAGUUGACAGAUUAAUGCAUAAUGAGAAAAAUGAGGUUAUUGUUGCUGACAACUUCUUCACGGGAUCCAAGGAUAACCUUAGAAAAUGGAUUGGUCAUCCUAGAUUUGAGUUGAUCCGUCAUGAUGUGACAGAGCAAUUGUUUAUUGAGGUUGACCAGAUCUACCAUCUUGCUUGUCCUGCUUCGCCAAUUUUCUACAAAUAUAAUCCCGUGAAGACUAUAAAGACAAAUGUGAUAGGAACACUGAACAUGCUUGGACUUGCAAAAAGAGUGGGAGCAAGGAUUCUGUUAACAUCUACUUCAGAGGUAUAUGGGGAUCCUCUUGUGCAUCCACAACCAGAAAGUUACUGGGGCAAUGUGAACCCUAUUGGAGUUCGGAGUUGCUAUGAUGAGGGAAAGCGUGUGGCAGAAACUUUGAUGUUCGAUUAUCAUAGGCAGCAUGGAAUAGAAAUACGCAUUGCCAGAAUUUUCAACACAUAUGGACCACGCAUGAAUAUUGAUGACGGGCGAGUUGUGAGCAACUUCAUUGCUCAAGCACUGCGUGAGGAGCCCCUGACUGUACAAGUUCCCGGAACACAAACUCGUAGCUUCUGCUACGUCUCUGAUAUGGUUGAUGGCCUUAUCCGUCUAAUGGAAGGAGAAAACACUGGUCCAAUCAACCUUGGGAAUCCAGGUGAAUUUACGAUGACUGAACUUGCUGAGACAGUGAAGGAGCUUAUUAAUCCAGGUGUGGAGAUAAAGAUGGUGGAGAACACUCCGGAUGAUCCUCGACAGAGAAAACCGGACAUAACAAAAGCAAAGGAAUUGUUAGGGUGGGAGCCAAAGGUCAAGCUGCGAGAUGGUCUUCCUUUAAUGGAAGAGGACUUCCGUCUCAGGCUUGGAGUUGCUAAAAAGAAUUAAUAAAAGUUCGUUUUGUUCCAUAUGGAUAUUGGAUAGCAAUUGGGAUAAGCCUAUUAUCAUCAGUCUUUAGGCAUUUCACAUUCUUGACUACAGUGAGCAAAUUUGCCGAGUUGCGGGUGUUCGUAUUGAAUAAAUAAACUCGGUGUAUUUCCUACCGUUUAUUCCCAUUUAAUGGCGUUCAGGUAGCGUAUGACCCAGAAGCAGGAGGACCAGGAGGGCCAAUAUGAACUUGUUCAGUUGAUAAUGUGUUUGCUUGUCUGUCCAAAUUUUUGGGAAGAAAUAUCAUUACGAAGUGAAUUUUUCUUCUGUCA